Dichomitus squalens LYAD-421 SS1 is the source of this 2453-nucleotide messenger RNA. Its product is annotated as cytochrome P450. Lineage: Eukaryota; Fungi; Basidiomycota; Agaricomycetes; Polyporales; Polyporaceae. The transcript is spliced from 17 exons. The coding region runs from base 828 to 2453 and encodes 541 amino acids. The record is from RefSeq and is a predicted model, not a curated record. Gene Ontology annotation, molecular function: iron ion binding; monooxygenase activity; heme binding.
GUAAGUACCUUCUGAGCACAAUCUACAAACUAGAAGGUUAAGAACAUACCACAUCUUCAAGCAGAGGUGCUAUCCCCGGGACCGGGAUAUCGCGGUGUACACUCACGCUGCUUGUAACAUAAACUGCAAUCCAUCGUCCGGGAAGUACAGUUUCUAGUCUCGCUUUUGCACCGAGAUAAUCUCCUGCCUAUGAGCAUGCCUUUCACACGAGAAUCGCUUGCGAAUUGAGCGUCGGGAUUCUUUCAUCGCGGACGCCUUCGAAUACCGUAAAUGAAGCUGUAGCCGCGUCAUAUGCUACUAAAGCGUGCCUGCCUGCCUCGAUGUGUCCUGCGUCGCGCACGGCAGAUAGUCAGCCUAGCUCAGUCAAUGGGGUCCUAUCAGCAUGCGCGAGAAGGCCGCUUCUGGAGGACCAAACCCAUCAACAUAACUUUCGGUUGGAAAAAGACAUGGUAGCAAGCGCAGGCUGACGAGCGUGAUGCCUCCAGACAGGCGGGAAACGUGAGCCGGGUAUCGUCAGAUGGGCCAAAUUUUACACGAUGGACCUGAAGUGUAAGCAGGUCUUAUUUCGAGUUCUACCGAGCUGCAUCGCCGCGACGUAUUGGUGUCAUGUUGGCCUUCAUACAAGGGUUCUUUUCCACUGUGUGAGCGCACGUUGACAAAAACAGCGCCGUCGAUUACUGCUCUUACGAUAUUCCCCUCUCGUUAAGAUAACAGUAGAAGCGAGUGCGGAUGCUGAACCCUUCGCAUAUAAGCUACGCCUUCAAAGUGUAGAAGGCGUCUACCCCUCGCCCCAUCGGCAGUAGUAGCUAUUGAUACAUCGGCCACCAAUGUCCCUCUAUGUGCCAGCAGCGUUCCUUGCGGUCGGCGCCCUCCUCUUCGUCUUUCGCUUAUUCAACCGCGGCGGCAUAAAGCAUAUCCGUGGCCCCCCGUCCCCGUCCUUCAUUCUCGGUCAUGACCCCGUGAUCGCCCGUCAAGAAGAAGCGGGUAUCCUAGACAUACAGUGGAUGAAAGAGUAUGGUCCUACUUGGCGAGUUCGAGGUGCCUUCGGGACGGAUGUUAUCAUGAGUGCAGAUCCCAAGGCUAUCCAGCACGUAUUCCAAAAGUCAGGCUACAACUAUCCGAAGAAGAUGUCCCAGAAUCUCCUAAAUUGGCUUCUAGCAGGUCCCGGCAUAGCGGCGGUUGGGGGUCACGACCACCAGCGUCAGCGGAAGAUAAUGAACCCGGCGUUCAGCGUGCCCCAGCUCCGAAGCUUCUUGCCUUUAUUCCAGCGUAUCGCGACCAAGCUUUCAAACAAAUGGAAGGGAGAGCUCGUGGCCACUGGUGAGCUCAGCCUGCUGUUAAACAAAUGGCUGUCGCGUGCAACACUGGAUGUGAUUGGAGAAGCGGCGUUCGAUUACAACUACCAUGCUCUUGAUGACGGAGAACGCAAUGAGAUUUCGAAAGCCUAUGCGAACAUCUUCGCUGACGCGAGCUACAUGCCGUCGACGGCAUCCUUGUUGUUCCGUGCUGCUUGGGAUUACAUUCCUACCCCUGUCCUCAAGUUGACCAGAUAUAUUCCACUCAAUCCUUAUACCCGCAUGCGCAAGCUCAAUAACAUGUUUCGGGAGUACGGCAAGCAUAUCCUUCGAGAGCAGGGUCCUGAAGUGGAUACGGAGAAGAAGGUCAACAGCAAGGACGCGAUGAGCAUUCUCAUCAAGGCGAAUCGUUCCGCGGACUCCAAGACGCGCCUGGACGACGAGGAGCUCUCCGCCGAGAUGUUCACCCUCACCCUUGGUGGCCACGAAACCACCUCCACCACGCUCACAUUCCUCCUAUACGAACUGGCGAGGCACCCCGAGUACCAAGAACGCAUGCGUCAGGAGAUCAGAGAUGUUCGCUCCAAGGUCGCACAGUGCGGCGGGGCUGAACUUACCACCGAGGACCUUGACUCGUUGACUCUCACGAACAAUGCUAUCAAGGAGACUCUCCGGUUCCACCCGAUCGCCCUCGGCCUUGCUCGCGUCGCCCUCAAAGACGAUGUGAUUCCCCUCACGUAUCCGAUUGUGUCGACGACGGGCGAGACGAUCAGAGAGAUACCGGUCAAGGCUGGACAGGCUUUCUCUGCGUCUUUUGUGGCAUACCAACGCCUGACGGACGUCUGGGGUGAGGACGCCAACGAGUGGAACCCAGACCGGUUCCUCCGGAUUGAGACCUCCAAGCAGCCUGCGAAUGUCGGCGUGUUCGCGAACCUGAUGACAUUCUCUGCCGGAAUCCGGGCCUGCAUCGGAUGGCGGUUCUCGGUUCUGGAGAUGCAAGCGUUCCUGGCCGAGCUGGUGGAGACCUUCCAAUUCUACCCGCCGAAGGAAAAGGUGGAUAUCCAGCAGGCUGUGGCCGGUAUCAAUGUGUUCCCUGCCAUCCGUGGCAAGGCGGACCAAGGUAGCGCGAUGCCAAUGCGUAUCUCGCUCGCGCAGUGA